CCUUUGGAGUUUGAUAUGAUGUGAUUACAGAAUCACCCCAGUGACACGUUGCCAAAUUCAGCAGAAUGAGGGUCUGAGUCUUCCGGGUGGUGAUCUCUGAAAUUGCUCAGUGAGCACCCCUAAUUUUGCUGAUUUAUUGCUGAUAAUCACUCACAAUGGAAACCAAUCAAAAAUGUGGGGAUGGACUGACUGGCAUGCAGAAAGAGGCUGCGCUACGCACUCUGAUCCAGCGCACAGGAUUUCACAUACACCAGGAAAAUGGCCAGAGGAGAUAUGGUGGUCCACCUCCUGGCUGGGAAGGCCCGCCUCCAGAGAGAGGAAGUGAGAUUUUUGUGGGAAAGCUUCCUCGAGACCUCUUUGAGGAUGAACUGGUACCACUCUGUGAAAAAUUCGGCAACAUUUACGAAGUACGGAUGAUGAUGGACUUCAAUGGCAACAAUCGAGGCUAUGCAUUUGUUACCUUUUCCACAAAACAAGAGGCUAAGAAUGCCAUGAAACAGCUCAACAAUUACGAAAUCCGGAAUGGAAGACUUCUGGGUGUGUGUGCAAGUGUAGACAACUGUCGUCUAUUUGUGGGCGGCAUUCCAAAGACCAAAAAGAGAGAGGAAAUCCUGGCAGAGAUGAAGAAGGUGACGGAUGGUGUCAUGGAUGUCAUUGUUUAUCCAAGCGCUGCUGACAAGACCAAGAACCGAGGAUUUGCAUUCGUGGAGUAUGAAAGCCAUAGAGCAGCCGCCAUGGCCAGGAGGAAACUGCUGCCAGGGAGAAUUCAACUGUGGGGUCAUCCUAUCGCAGUCGAUUGGGCUGAACCUGAGGUAGAAGUAGACGAGGACACCAUGGCCACAGUGAAGAUCCUCUAUGUUCGUAAUCUGAUGUUGCCUACUACAGAGGAGACCAUUGAGAAAGAGUUUAACAGCAUCAAACCUGGUGCUGUUGAAAGGGUGAAGAAGAUCAGAGAUUAUGCCUUUGUACAUUUCUCUCAAAGAGAGGAUGCCAUCAAUGCCAUGGAUGCACUGAAUGGAAAGGUCAUUGACGGGUCUCCCAUUGAGGUCACGCUAGCCAAACCAGUGGAUAAGGACAGCUAUGUACGGUACACACGAGGCACGGGGGGUCGUGGCGGUGCCCUGCUCCAGGGAGACUACGCAUACACCGUGGGCCAAAUGUACGACCCCUCAGCUGCCUACCUAGGAGCACCAAUAUUCUACGCCCCCCCUGCGUACACAACUAUCCCUAAUCAAUUCCGCUUCCCCAGUACCAAAGGGCACAUAAGUACCAGGGGUCUGGUACGCUCACCCUCUGUGAGAGAAAUUUACAUGAAUGUACCUGUAGGGGCAGCGGGCGUACGUGGUUUGGGUGGGCGAGGAUACCUUGCCUAUGCAGGCGUGGGUCGUGGCUGCGCCACAUACCAACUCAAGACAGACAAACGCCCUGACGAAAAACUCUAUGACCUUCUUCCUGGCAUGGAGCUCACGCCCAUGAACCCAGUCACUCUGAAGCCCCAAGGCAUCAAACACGCCCCACAGAUCUUGGAGGAUAUUUGCCAAAAGAAUAACUGGGGGCAACCUGUUUACCAGCUUCACUCUGCUAUUGGACCAGAUCAGAGGCAACUGUUCCUUUACAAAGUCACCAUCCCUGCUCUGGCUACUCAAUAUCCAAAUAUACACCCGUUCACCCCCGCCAAGCUCUGUGCAUCGAUGGAUGAGGCGAAGCUGCAUGCGGCCGAACACACUCUGCAGAUUCUUGGUGUUCAGACAGAGGGCGCUGACGCCUCCGCUGCUGCAUUCCCAGGUUAUACAAUUGCCAGCACCAGUGCUACCCAGCUGAAACAGGCUGUUUCUCUGGGUCAGGACCUGACUGCCUAUGCAACCUACGAGGGUUACCCGGCCUUUGCUGUGGCAGCCCGCGGGGAUGGAUAUGGAGUGUUUUGAUAUCCCUGACUAACAAUCUCUGACAUUUUAUGUUCUAUUUGUUCUUUUGUUUUUAUUUUAAUAGUUUUUUGUUCAGAGUUAUAACUUUAUUUCUUCCCAAGUGUUUUAUGAGCAUUUUUGCGAUAUUGAAGAAUACGAGUCAGAUUUUGACUUUACUCAGGAAGUGGGCGACCUGAAGGCUGUCCACAACUCAACCCCAAACCUUUAAAGAAAAAAUCUUUUUUUUUUAUGAUUUAUUGCUGUUUGUCAAGGCAUAAAUCUUCUUGAUUGAAACAUUACUAGUGUCAUAAUUUGGGAUCAUCCAGAUAGGUGACCCAAUCACAUUUGAACUGAUUGUUACUAGCUUCUAAAUGAUCUAAAUUACAGAAAUUUAGGCUGGACCAAGCAUCAAUGUGAUACAAAUUCAAUGCUGCCUUUAACACCGAAUCAUUAAAAUUGAAUAUAUGUAAUAUUUUGAAACACUCUGUAAAACCCUAUUGCGCUAAUGACUUUUAUCCAGACAUUUACUUUAGUAAUCUUUGGUAUUAAGUUGUAUUUAAAGUUGUAGUUUUUGUGUUGGUUUUCUUUCAGUAUUUACAUUAACACCCAAGUACAGAGUUUUAACAGAUCAUGCUUUCAUAUGCCUUGGUAUGUAUCUGCAUGUUUUAGGAUUAUUUUCAGAGAUGUUUGACAGUUUGUGGCUGGUUCUUUAGUUUUGCUAUAUUUUAUAAGAUAUUUACACGCUUGCUACUAAUAUUUCCCUCUUCAUUCUUUUUAUAAGUGGGGAAUAUGAGAACACUGUUUAAAUACACAGUUUUGUUAAAUAUAAAACAUGCCUUAAAGGUGACAGUAUUAAAGUUUGUGUGGCACUUAGAACGUAUUUUUAUACCUGAAUUCCAACUCUGUUUAUAUGAACUUUGUUUUUCGAUCAUGGACUGUUUGAAAUAAUUUAUUGUUUCGAUGAUUGGCAUCGGAACUGGUGGGAGAAUUGGAUGAGCAUCGUCAGGGAAAAAAAUAAACAGAGCUUCAUAGUGCUACAGAGUAAGGUAGUUGUGAAAAUAGAAUUACAGUAAAGCAACUAAUCAUCAAUAAACCAAAUUAUCUUCUACAGACA
Messenger RNA from Pimephales promelas (fathead minnow), 3018 nucleotides. It is a transcript of the gene a1cf, whose product is annotated as apobec1 complementation factor. Lineage: Eukaryota; Metazoa; Chordata; Actinopteri; Cypriniformes; Leuciscidae. Gene Ontology annotation, molecular function: RNA binding. The record is from RefSeq and is a predicted model, not a curated record.